Molecule: messenger RNA, 1640 nt
Organism: Populus trichocarpa (black cottonwood)
Lineage: Eukaryota; Viridiplantae; Streptophyta; Magnoliopsida; Malpighiales; Salicaceae
Product: F-box protein At3g07870
Exons: 1
Coding region: 198-1466 (422 amino acids)
Molecular function (GO): protein binding
Source: RefSeq, a predicted model, not a curated record
UUAUACGUGGAGAAUUAUUCAAUGGUGGCUCCCAUUUAGAACACACCAAUUUCCUUGUGGUUUCCAACUCCAUUCUUAAAAUUUUGAUGAUCUUAUCGAAGCCCAUCAUGCUUAUAUGCAACUCCAAUUCUUCAUCUUCAAGAACAAGCCAUCAUCUUUUGAUCUAAUACUAAGCCUUUUUGCCUGUAGUGGUCAAUAUGGACUUGGAUUGUGAGAAACAUAGGAAACGAAGAAAAACCAAGGUUGAAUAUGAUCCACAAACAACUGGAAUGGAGCUUCUACCACGGGAGAUUGCUCAUGAUAUACUUUCAAGAUUACCCAUCACAUCUUUGGUGCAAUUCAAGUGUGUAUGCCGAGCUUGGCGUGCCUUGGUGCAGGAUCCUCAGCUUGUAGAUUUAUAUUUGUCUUGCUCAACUCAGGACACCGAUCAUCCUUGCCUAAUCCUUCACUGCGACUUUCCAAUCAGAAACAAUCUCUAUUUUGUGGAUUUUGCUGCUCACGAGGAAGAAAAGGAGAAGGUGAAGAGAAUUCCGGCACCCUUUUCCUCUAUGAUGCCAGAAUUUGAAGUGGUAGGCUCCUGUAACGGUUUACUGUGCCUAUCUGACUCAUUGUACAAUGAUUCUCUUUAUAUCUAUAAUCCUUUCACAGGCUGCUAUAAAGAGCUGCCAAAAUCCUUGCAGUAUCCUGAUCAAGAAGUGGUUUCUGGGUUUGGUUUCAAUCCCAAGACGAAAGAAUACAAGGUAAUCAGAAUCGUGUAUUACAGGAAUGGGCAUGGUGGCUACCCUCGGUCACGUAGAAUCAUUUAUCCACUAUCGGAAGUCCAAAUUUUAACGCUAGGCUGCCCUGAAUGGCGAAGUCUAGGCAAAGUGUCAUACCGGCUUGUUCGCCGGGCUUCAGGGGCCCUGGUUAAUGGAAGGCUUCAUUGGAUUAGCCGCCCGUGUAGAAAUAAGCCCGCCCGCAGGCUGGUCUCAUUCGACUUGACCGAUGAGCAAUUCCGAGAAGUCUCGAAACCGGACUGCGGUGGCCUAAAUAGGUGCAACUAUCACCUAGUGGUUCUGAGGGGUUGCCUCUCUGCUGCUGUUUAUUGCAAUUAUGGAAGAUUGGAGAUUUGGGUCAUGAAGGAGUACAAUGUGAAGGAGUCUUGGGUUAAAGAAUACAACAUCGGGGCUUACAUGCCCAAGGGCUUGAAACAAAAUCAGGACCGACAGCUAAAGAUAUGGAAAAAUAGUUCUAAUGGAAGGGUUGUUGGAGCUCUAUGUGUCUUGAAGAAUGGUGAAAUCCUGCUGGAGUAUAAGAACAGAGUUCUGGUUUCUUAUGACCCGAAGAAUGGAAAGUUCAAGGACAUUGAGCUACAAGGGGCACCAAAUUGGUUUCAAACAGUAGUUCAUGUGGGCAGCCUGAAUUGGAUCGAUACUCCCAGUGAUGCAUACAACCAAGGAUCGGAUACUUCUCCAUAUGUGAGUUGAUUACUCCCUGCUCUGAAACAAAAUCCUGUUUCUGUGUUAAUUAUCUGCUCCAUCAUCAGGUUAUGAUCAAAUCUUACAUGCUUGGAGACUUCAGAUAACAAUUUCUAUUUGUGUAUAUAUGAAUAUUGAAUAUAAAUAUCGGAUCAAUCACAACACAAACGAAUAUUCAUUCAA